Molecule: messenger RNA, 11344 nt
Organism: Neodiprion fabricii
Lineage: Eukaryota; Metazoa; Arthropoda; Insecta; Hymenoptera; Diprionidae
Gene: Epg5
Product: ectopic P granules protein 5 homolog
Exons: 30
Coding region: 701-8497 (2598 amino acids)
Biological process (GO): autophagosome maturation
Cellular component (GO): cytoplasm
Source: RefSeq, a predicted model, not a curated record
UAUUGACGCUCGGCAACAACCCAGCAGCAUUUCGCGAUAACUAAAAUGAUAGCAAGAGUUACCGGGAUACAAUUCCUCUACCAACUAAUUCUCAAAAAUUAGAAUUUAGGCCGCGAAAUUCACCCUUAUGUGCGAUGUAACAUACAUGUGGAUGCGUUAGUGUACAACGCAAAACAAAUGACUAUAUCGUUUACUCUUAACCUAGCCAAUGCGAAUGACGACGGACCGCAAUUGUGAAUCGACCGUGACGGAGGCAAACAAGCAAUAAGUAAAUGCGUUACGCGGAUAAUAGUUGCGUGGUAAGAAGAGGGAAUAGUUCGGAUUGAGGGAUCAGGGUAAAUACCGCGUCGUAGACAGUUCGGUUUUGCGCUGACUACUUAAUUGAUAGACCUGGACGACGACUCACUGCACGACUUGAGGAAGUUUUCAAUUGUUGAUCGCGCGCUCACAGCUGAUUUGCUUCGCUGAACGUCACAUCAACAUGUCAACAUACCAAGAGAAUCAGUGCCAUUAUGUUCAUCGUAUUAAGCGAGCUGAAGUUUUCGCCUGAGCCUGUUGUCACAGCGUUAAAGUGCAGCAUGUAACGAUUGUCGUCAUCUCGGAACGUUGACAACGAAUUACUGGGUGACCUGUGUAUUCUCUGGGAUCGAAGCGAACGUCCCCGUCCAUCUGCUACAGGAUCCAGGUGUAUAUUAUCAUCAUGGCGACAAUGGAACGGCAAAAAUCUCGGCAGUUCACGGUAAAUGAUUUUCAGAAGCGGAAGAAAGAGCGAAAUCGUAUUCCCAAUUUGCAAACUGUCGUCCCGGAUGCCCCGACCCUGGAAGAAUUUGAAUGUCUACUUGGGGAAUCCCCAACAAAUUAUCCUCGUGUCGAAGGAGUCGAAGAUAUGGAAAGUGAACUGCACGCAGCUGCUAUCGAUACUGAGAUUUAUGAGGGUGUAAAUUCGUGUUCAAGAACUAUUGAGUUGGAUACUGUAACGGAGCAGUACACGUCAGCUGCUCAGGAAUCCAUAGUUAUCGAUCCAGUGGAUACAGUUGAUGGAGAUAUACCAAUUCCAUCUGUAGUUGCCAAUUCGGUGCAUGCACUUGAUCGAGAUGUAACGAUUGCAUCGGCACCAUUGGAAAAUGAUGAAGAGCAACAAGUUGAAGAAUUAAAUUCUGUUGUCUCUGAAAUGCAGCUCCUGGAUGUAUCGCCAACUGCUCCAAUUAUGGACUCGGUGAUACAAGUACUUCCGGCUGAAUCCAAUGCUUCAACAUCUGGCGUAAUAGAGAUUGGAUCAGAGAAGAAAGAUGUCAAAAACAUUGAAAAAGCCUCUACAGAAACACAUGAAGAAGGAACAACUGCCUUGAAAGAGAUUAAACCAUUCACAGACUUACAGUUGGCGGCACUUUACAACAAUAAAGAGUUGGCCUUGGCUGAAACAUUUGUUGCAGAAUUUGUCGAUACUCAGUUACGAAGCUCUGCUAUUAGACAGCAGCAUCGCCUCCACGAACUGCUUGUCAGUUAUUUACGUGUCAGAAAUCACCUGAUAGUCAAUUGUCAGGAACUCAAUACCUUGAAAACGGAUUGUAAAGAAACGCAAAAACAGUUAUGGUGCUUGGACAAAGCUUCCAUUACGGAAUCUGGUGAAUGUCAAGAUGGAAAUCCAGUUAGCGCAACUCACGAGUAUCUUGUUGCUCAUUUUAAUCAGCAAACAUUAGCUGCUUUGUCUCGAAAUUUGUCAAGCAUCAAAGACUUACUGCACAAUACUCAAGCCCUGCAUUGCUACGAGGCUGAACUACUCAGGCUGCAAUUAGAGAACUAUAUUCAAAGAGUGUGCACCUUGUGUAAGGAUUUUGGAAAUCUUCCCCAUAAUGCGUCAGUGAGCCUCAAGCAAGGCCAAAUACCAUCACGCAUAAUACCUCAAAUGUGCGAGCUCAGGACAUGCAUUGGAAUAUUAUUUAACUUUCAACGCAGAGUUUUAAAAGACACGAAAUUUAUAUCUGAUACGCGAGACUGGCUGUCCCGCUUAGUAGCUGUUCUUUUGAGGGUUGCUACUUGGCAGGACCACUUAUUUUUAUUGAACCAUAUAUUGAGAUGCCCUGGCGGCAUUUCUAAUUGGGCAAUUGGAUUUGUUCAAACACCUGUCCAAUACUAUCCUGCGGGGCAGAGUACUUCACCCCUGAACGAUCCACAUAUCGAGCACAUUGUUACUGUGAUUGCUACUAUUAUGUUGCCAGUUAAGGAACGGGACAAAUUUUUGGAGAAGGUUCAAAUAUCUCUCCAGGAUGCAGGAAGUACUGCAGCUGAUACUGUGUGGGUAAUGUUGGAUGAAGAAGGGGAAGAAGAUGAAGAUAUUAGAAAUGUCGGAGCAAACCUUGGGGAAAGUGACUUGAUUGCUAUGCUUCAUCAGAUUCCUUUUGACAAGCUUUUCAAACUGAUUCUAUUCAUCAAUCAGGAGGGCAAUAAUUACAGUCAAGAAAAAAGUCUUGUCACUGAGCACCAUAUGCUGCGGAUUUUUGCCUUUUCCUCGAUACUGGUCAGACUGCUCAGGCAAGGCUUGAAAACCUACGAUUCUCCAAGAUACAGACAACUUGCUAAGAGAUUGAGCGCUCUCAUUCGAGAUAUGGUGCAAUAUGCUAGUGAUCAAUGGGAGGCAUUUGAUAGAACUCAGGUGGCUGACCAGUCAAUGCUCAGUAGACUGCAAACAGAGUAUGACAGUUUCUUUCUAAAAGCAAGUCAAUGCAUAUUUUCAUCACGGAGACUGGGUGCAUGGCAAUACCUGGCUGCAAUUCCUUACCACAUUGUAUCCUCUGCGACAUUAUGGUAUAUUUUUUACAUGUUACACAUCACUGACUCGGCUGCUGCUAUUUCACCAUCUACAAAAAUGAGUGAAAACGAAUGGGAAGCCGAAUUAAAUUCACCAAAACUUAGAAAACAAUUCGAGGAGAAGCUCUGCGAAAUGCCAGGGGACGAAUCCUAUUUUUUGCUUACAACUUUUGCCAAUAUGGCUAUGGCGAGACAUGAUGACGAUUAUCAGUUUGUUCAAGUUGCUACUAUCGAUUUAUUUCAAAUUGGAUUCCUCAGUGAAAAAACUCAAGAAUCGUGUUCAAAAGAUGCUCGGUCGUUGCUGUCAAAUUUGACAAGCAAGUAUCCUUCGCUUCUUUCCGAUCUUCUGAAAAAAUUGAAAGACAAUUUCGUUUUGAUCGGAAAGCUCAGUUUAUAUCUCUUCAUGGAACUACGAAUUGGAAGAUGGAUUCCCGAAGAAGAGGAUUUUACUAUUCUGUCCUGCUGGUUGCAUCAGCAUCCCUUAAAUUCUACUGAAAAUCAUCUUGCUCGUUUGAUACUUUCUCACCUCAACUGGGGACUUGAUAGCAAAGGCCAAUUAUGCCUUGGAAUUCAUUUACACCGUCGUGUAGCACUUCUUGUAGUUGAACUUACAAUGAAGUACGUUCCAGAUACUCCUGCACAAACAGCUUCCCUUCUGGCCGAAGGUGUCAAGCAAGUAUCAUCUAUGGUCAGACCGCAGAGUAGUGAACAUGCCUUUUCCUUAUGGGCAUGGGAAAUGAUUACAAAAUUGAGAUUACAUCAGCUCGAUAGGUCGGAGAGUACAGCCCGGCAUACAAUAUCAAAUCCAAGUACUUACCUAGCUCAAGUUCCGGAUAUUGACGCUGAUCCGUCACUGGAGAUUCUCGCGAUUGGUGUCAGAGAAAAACAACCAAUUGCUUGUUAUGUGGCUGUGCUAAUGACAACCUGGGGUCAUUCUAUUCCAUUGAUUUUAUUGAAAGGAUUUAACCAGCUACAAAUACUACAGUGUUACUACAAAUAUGAACAAGUUCUCAUUUCGCUUCAUCAUAUAGUUCCAUUAUUUCUUGAAUGUAUCGACUCAUUGAUCAAAACUGAAAAGUUUUCAAAUCUGGUCACAUCUUUAAUUACUGCGGACAGAACGUACAUGAAGAUGGCCAAGAACUUGAUUGUCUCGGAUUUUCCUGGUCCGGUACUGAAGCUAUUUGCUAACAUGAUACAAACCCAAUUGGAAGAUUAUCGCAGGUAUUGUUUGGAAAGUCCUCAAGUACUUGUUUACCUCUGGCUGAGAGUGCUAGCAUUGAUACCAGAUUGGAACCGAGAUCAGAGUGUCAUGUAUUUGAUGGAUAUAGUUAUUAGAGCUGCAUAUUUUCAUUUGAAUGCCAGAGCAGAGACUGAGACCAUCUUCCACAAUUUUUUCGCACUAGCCAUUGAGGGAGGCGCAGAGAACUUGGCAUCAGGAAAGAAUUCAGGCUCAUUCGGAUCAUUCCUGAGUUGGGCUACAGGUUCCUCCACAUUACCCAGUCUUCUCGGAGGACCUGUACAAUCUGUGUGGUUGGCUCACCGAAUUCUUACAACGGAACAAGAAGACAGAGAGAGAAAAACUGGCCUCUGGCACGAAGUACUACGGGAAUUAGCCAUGCAGGGGAAAACAUCUGUAGACACUGCUCUUAAGAAAGCCUGUGCCACUGUGAAAAUACAACCAUUUGGAGCAAGCGGUUUGGCUAUAUAUCGAUGGUCCCAUCAAGCGCUAGAUACUCCUAUGGACCACCCACUCUUGGCGCUUCUGUGGCAAAACUUCUUCACCUUGUUUUUAGCCAGAGUUCCUACAGUUACUGGCACUUUGGACAAAGGCGGUGUUGGUGAGAAAUUUUUUGAAGGCAUGAUCAACUUAAGUUACUUCAAAAAGCUGAAGAAACGCCUUCAUGAUACAACCGAAUACUUUCAAGUGAAAGGGGAAAGUGAUUUGGACAACGGGUCGCCAAUAACUGAGGAAAGAAGAGUGUUUUAUUUCAAUGCUGCCAAGUUUUAUAAAACACUAAGCUUAUGGCUUGAAGAACCACGAUUACAAGAAUCUGGAUUGUAUCUUCCUGCAUUACCGCUGCAGUAUAUGUCACAAAAGUUGGCAUUGUUAUUGCAAGGAAAUCAGGAACCGUGGUUGGAAUAUGUCGACUAUCAAUCUGUCAGAAAAAGUCAAUUGAAGGCAGUUGCGGAAUGGCAAGCCUGUAGUCUAAGAAACCCAGAAAGUCAGUCGCUAAAGACAAAUCAGACACCAACGACACCUUUGGAGCCGUUGGAUCCUCUGCAGAGGAUAUUUCGGAGAAUAACCACUUAUGAGCAACCAAUUCCGCCACCUUCGCUAAGCAAAAACAACGCAUUUCUGCCUUACGUAUCAAAGGAAAGUCUGUAUAAGCCUGACGGCAUUUUGAACUUGUUGAAACCGCAUCUCAAAGCAAUAAUAGAAUAUGCCCAGACAUAUAAUCUCAUGCUUGAUGAACAUACAGCGAUAGACUGCAAUUUCUUGGAACUAGUUCCAACACUCUACAGAGACGUUGAGAGCCGAGUUACGCUUCACGCUCUGUGUGAUCCUUCGCCUUCUGGACAAAGACGUUCUAGAUCCGGCACACCGCCUAUCGUUCAUUGUGCUGGAGCUGCAGUUAUUAGAAUAAAGAUUUCAGAAGCUCGAGUCAGCGACGGUGUCGACCAUAUGAUUAGUCAAAAUAGAGCUGAGUAUGAACAAUUAUUGGUUCGAGCCAGUCAACCUCCGCCUGCAAAGGUUUCUCAAGCCUGUGUCUUCGUUGAUUACCUGAUUAUGCUUCUGGAACAUGAAUUAACUAUCAGCCGGACCAGCGAGAACUCGACUGUUUUAAGCAAUGUACAAGAGACUGGGGUCAAAUUAUUUUACCAUCUGGUUGAUUUUUACACGGAAGAGGCUGCUCUUUGCCCACCGACUAAGCAGUUUAUCACAACAUAUCUAGAAAAAUUGGGCCAGUUAUUCAUCAGCGGAGAGGAAGGUCAGGGACAACCAUUAUUGAAAACGAUAAUGCAACGACCAGGAUUAGGAGGCUUACUGGGGCCCCAUUUUACACCAGUAGCUGGAGGCGCGUCAACUUUCUUGCCUAUGUAUCAAACUGUUGUUGACUUAGCUACUGGGCCAAACGCCGACCUGUGUUUCGUUUUACUCUCCAAGUUUGACGUCGGAAGCUGGCUAAAUUAUAGACGACCCAGACUCAGCGAGAGAUCCACGUUCAUUGAUCUGGUGUCCAAAGCCCUGUGCAAUGCUGGAUUAACCCCCGAAGACGAAAAACUUAUAUUACACGAGCUUUUCCGUAAUCAUCUUCGACUCGUACUCCUCCACGAGUUUCCUGAGCAUUAUGGCGAGGUUUUAAGUGCAAUAUUAAGAGGCAGCGAGUCACAGAGCCUAUCAUUGGAUGUUUGGCGAGACUUACUAACUGCCCUUAGUGGAAGAUCGAAAUCCCAGGCUCCUGUACAACCGAUAAAAGUCAGAGAUGAAAUUCGACGUUAUGCUACGGAACAGAGAUUGCUCUCGCGACAAGAGAUGCAGGAUACCGCUGUUCUUCUGAGCAAACAUUUUAUGAAAGAACGAUUGCAGUACGGAUUAUAUGGAUUGUAUCCCAAAUAUCGAGUAUACAAUGAACCAAUCGCCACGUUUCUUGGUAUGGUUGGACAUGCUCUCGUCGUGCUGACUCUUCAUUCUGACAAAGGAACAUUAGCCGAUCAAUUAUGCGAGCGGAUAUGGCCAGUUUUGGGGGACAUGUUUGCACCAUGGAUUAUACCAUAUUGGACGAGGCAUCUGCGCGAGCCAACAGCAGCUUGGAUUCAGCAAUUGACAGACGACAGAUCAGUUUUACUGCCAUGGAUAAUAGCUGAUGGACCAUAUGCAAACAGAACUGUUGCGAUGUUUGUCGAGUGUAUAAGAUUCAUCAUCGAUACUAUGCCUGCAUCAAGCAAAAUUCUCUGUUUUCUAUGGCAAUUUUAUGUGACAAAUUUUGCUCAUACCUCGGUCAAAGAUCAUAUCUUGAACGUUAUUCACGGCAAUUUUCUAUCACUGCCUUGGGACAGAUUCAGUCCUGGUAUAGGGGAUAUCGAAUUGAUGGUUAAAGUCGUUGAUCAGUAUUUGCCAGAUAGUCACUUGUUCCUGGGAAGCGUGUUCACUAGUGUUAAUUGGCAAGUCUGGGCGAAUGAAAUACUAUCUGUUCAACCGCUGCCGGUCGCUUCCAGAAUGCAUAUAUGCUUGCUAAACCUGCUCGUUAAACUUUCAAAUGAACCAAAUGUUAGACAGAAUGAAAAAGCUGUACAAAUAGUUCUGACUGCAGAAAAGUUUGCCUGGCAUUUGGUAGAUGCUGCUGCGUAUGAUCAGGUGAUUAAUUGGUAUGUUAUGAGCUGUGAUCCCAGAGUAAUACUUUGCCUCGAUUCCAAUCAAAUUUAUUCGAUCGAUGGAGCUAUCAACAAUUUGUUGAAAAUUGCCGCUGCAUACGAUCCCAAUGUGACUCAUUUUCAUCCUACGACAUUGAAAAAGAGACAAAUGUACGUUCGGUCUUCAGUUAAAUUAUUGGUAAAUUGCACAACUCGUCACAAGACACUUCUGACGAGUGAUCCCAAAGCAUUUACCGAUGCAUUGUCCAAGAUGUUGGAUGACAUGGAGUCUGUUAUUACGAAUACCGUAUCGCAACCUCAACAAGCUGCAGAAGCUGGUUUGUUAGUCACCGAAUUGCUCCAUUCUAUAAAUCAAAGUGGUCCGCUAGUCGAGCAACUGCGCACCAGCUGGGCCUCGUGGCUUUCCAAUAGAACAUCCAGUAGCCCAACGCUCAUGGGUAUUCUGCGAGUAAUAGGGAUAGCAGUCGCGUCGCCAUCCGCUCUUGGAGAACUAAUGGAAGCUGCUCUUGAUGCUUACUUCAAGCAUAAUGAUUUAGUUGCCGACGAGGCGUUACCAACUUGGGGUUGGGUACUGACGGUUUUGCAGCCUGUAAUACCGCGUCAACCGCCAGUCGAGGGAGUUUUGGUGGCCGAAGGUCGUAUCUUGACACUAUAUGCGCUUUUACUUAAAAGACUGCCCUCUUGCAGAAAUAUCAAAGAGGAAGGGCUGUUACUGGUCAAUUUGAUCGAUUGGAUUUCUACCAUCAAGCCGACAGAGUUCAUAGAGGAAAAGUUACCGUUAUUGUGGGGUAAGGCGCUGGAACUAGCGUAUAGACAAUGUCAGUAUAGUGAAAACACAGUGAUUGCUGCCAGAGCAUUGAAAGGUUUGGCUCGCGCUUUACUCCUUACUGCAGACGAUGUGGGACAAGGUUGGGGAAUUCUAGGAGCUAUCGGCUUGAGAAAAGGAUCUCAGUUAUCUAUAAGAUGUAAAUUUCUAAGCAGAACACUCGGUGUGUACUGUUUGGCGCAACUGCCUGAAUCGAAAUCGGAGCACCAAAUAGUACGCUUUACACCUCACUCUCCGGGAGUUGCACCGUCAAGAUCCAGUGACUCUGAUUUCCAAGAUGUAAAGCCAAAUACUGAGGCCAUUAAAGCCAUGCAAACGUUAGAGGCUUUAGUUACAAACAAACAUUAUGCCGAACUCAAAGGUGAUGUUGAACAAGUCAUCCGACUUAUUAGAGACUCGGGAAAUUCACUUCACAAUGCCGUUGCUGUUGUUGGCACGCUCACUGCAGAGCUUUAUAAUCAACGAUAUUUGCACGUUUUAAUUGAGUAGAUAUGACGGUGUUCACGUGAAAAUAGUCAAACUUUGAGCAGCUAAGCAAUUCUGUAUCUAUUGUCAACAUGGAGAUUCAGAGCACAGCUUGAGAAUAAGCUACGAAUCAACAAAUUACAGUAUUCAUGUAACUUGGAAUUAUGUUUGGAAAACGGAAUUUUAUUUGCAUCAGGUGAUUGAUUGUGGAGAACUAACUUAUAACGGAACCAACAAAAUGAAUGGGAGUGUCAAUUCCAAAUGAAAUAUUCUGUUUCUGAUGGAAAUAUUCAUGGUUUGCUCAGAAAAUAUAACAAAAAACAACUUCGUUGCCAUUCGCGCUAAUUAGCAUACAUUGCGAUUGUAACAUUUUUAUUCUUUAAAUCAAUCAUGUUCCUUCAGAAUCUUGUAUAAAUCGUUGGAACGCAGGUUUUUUGAAAGGAAUUCCAAAAUGAAAGAAACAAAUAUUUUGAAACACAUUUCUCAGCUGUAUAAACCCUCUGAAAAUCCAUGUUUCAUGGUUUAUAUAAGACCUUAAGAGUACUUGAGCACUAAAAUACAACUUUUUUUGCUCAAAAUUAAGUAAGUAAAGUUCUCUAGUCAUCGAAUGCCUAAAAAAUUAGAGCUCAAUUUACAGUACAUGCCAUGCAAGCGAUUACGGAUAGUAAAAAGAGUUAGAGUCAAAUUGGCACUGUAUUUCGUAGGUUUCAAAUUUUAGCAUCUUCAUAUUCGACAAAUAUUGCUCUUACGGAAAAUUACUACUGGAGUAUUGAAGUACUAGAGUAUGCACUAAUAAUGAAAAAUACUUGUGGAUACUUCAUUUUUCGAUUGAAUCAUUCAAUUCUGGUUCGACUAUUAUCAACAAAGCGCGUUAUUAAACUUCACACAUAACUCCAAAAAUUGAUUAAUACUGUCGUAAGAAACGAUAUUACUGAGAAUACUUCAUAUUACUAGAUCGGUAGUAAUUUUACUUCGACGAAAUUUCUAUAAUAAUUUUGUCAUUUAUGUCUCAAAUCUAGUCGUUACAAAAUUAUAAUACUAUUCUGAUGCAGAGAUGGCGUUAGUAUGUUAAAAUGACUGCGUGUUUGUUAUCUCAUCAACUGUUGCCCAAAAAUGAUCCCCGGAAGUUUGAAAUAUGAGCAAAAAAAAAGUUUCACGUUUACCUGUUGUCAUGAAAAAACAUAGUUUUGUAUUGGGUAAAUUAGACAUUAUUACUGUAAAUAGAUAAAUUUACUAAAUAGAUCUAUACAUUCAAGCAUAUAGGUGAAAUUUCUGCAGCUUGUAUUGUGUUACAUGAGUCGUCUAUAGUGAGCCACAUGCAGUGAUAACUGAAAAUUUUAAAUUUCGACAAGUGUAUAAAUUUUAUAUAAUUAUAUCAAAUAGUAUAAGUUUUAAAUCGUUUCAUAUAUGUUUAUAUAGGUAUUCUAUUGUUAAAUUUGAAAUAUCUUAAAUAUUUGUAUUAUACUUGUUAUCAAAUUUAACGAUGAUUACAUUCAAAUAUGAAGAUAUGAAAUCUGUUUGCAUAGUGAAUUCAUUUGACAUCGAUACCUCUGUAUUGGUGAUUUCUUCGAACUUAUAUUAGUUUAUAUACAAACCCAAGUAACAUUCCUACUUAUACAUUAAUGCCGACAUGAGUAUUCAAAAUUCAAACUUCCUGAAAACCAAGAAUAUCUCGUGUCAAACUGUAUCAAAUUUCCAAACAUUAGUUUCUGCGAUAUGAAAAGCCUCCCGAAAUGUAGGGUUUUUUAGAUUAAGUCUUAGAGUUGCCUCACAGCAUGUGACGGUUUCCACUUCAAACACCGUGUGAGGAAUCCAAUUUAUUCAAGUUUCUGCUACGAAUUUUUAAAACAAUUGCAAGUACACCAUCGUAUGGAUUAUAGAUGUAAUCGUACAGAUGAUUAAAUCGUGUCUAAAAAUUUUCAAGCUUUUUUUACGUUGGAGCAAUUAGAAUCUAGGCAUUAGCAGCAUCAGGACUUUCUGUACCUUUUCUUCAAAAUGGCAGACUGAAACCAACCUUAUGUGGUCUGCACAAGCAAAUAUGUUAUUAUUUAAAUCAAAAUGAAGCCAGUCCAACUCUCGAACUAUACAAAAUUACUCUGAAAAACUCCGGAAACAAACUGGGAUGAUUAUCCUUUUUUGUACGUUAUUGAAACCUUUGCGGUACAGCGUCUAUUAUUUGAGACACUCUUUUUAAAUCGAUUAUUUAAGACUUAUAUUCAAUUUUUGAGAUAUCAGAGUCAUUUUUUGUACAUAAUUGGGCUUGUACAAUGUCAAUCUUCAUGUUUUAAAAGGGAUUAUGAUGCUUCCGGGAAUAUCGUGAGCGCCAAAAAUAAACAGUGUUGAAAAUGCCUGCUUUUACAGAAUAAAUGUAAUUGUGGGAAGAUUAUGGGGACUAGAAAAGUGGAACUCUGUAAUCUUGGGUUCGCUAAAAACGACUCCAACGUUAAAAUUUCAAGAUUUUAAAUAGCGGAUCCAGUAUGGCGUACUGAAAAUAUAAAAAUUGAUCCUGUUCGCUCAUAUAAUAUCCACCAUUUUGAAUAUUAAAAAUGUCUCGGAUCUCAUCCCUUUUUUCUGACAUUGCAUCUGAUCCCGGAAAAGAGUCACAGGCUUUGACGUACUUCCUACACAUGAACCGAAAACUUUAUCCUUCUAGAAAGAUUUUUAGUUUUACAAAAGCUAACGUCUAUACGUGGUUGAAAAAAAAAAACAUAUUUUUAAGAUAAGCUAAACCUACCUGAGUAAUGUCUUGCAUUUCAAGAAAUUAUUUUCAUACUUUUCUGGAUUCAAUAUUGAAAACAGUUCAAGACCACUUUAUCAAGGUCUUUUAAUCCAGCAGUUUGAUCACGAAGAAAGAUCAGACGGAUAGUCACC